Messenger RNA from Leptopilina boulardi, 13913 nucleotides. RefSeq names its product myb-like protein X (gene east). Lineage: Eukaryota; Metazoa; Arthropoda; Insecta; Hymenoptera; Figitidae. The record is from RefSeq and is a predicted model, not a curated record. The transcript has 8 exons. The coding region runs from base 165 to 6317 and encodes 2050 amino acids.
GUGCACCAUGGUCAAAACAGUAGGACAGCGAUAGCGUACAGACACCCUGCCUGCAACGGGACACCGUCUUUUUCUCGAGGAUAUUUUUACCGUUUUCCCCGAAAAACGACGGACUUUCAGCAGGAUUUUUAGCCUCAUAGGAGCCCAAUGUGGGUGAAAGUGAGAUGGCAUCCAGGGAGAAAAGACCCUUAGCGCCUUCUAAAUCAAAGCAGAAGGCGAGUGAAUCUAGUAUAUCAUCAUCAUCAUCAUCAUCUCCCGAUAGUAAAACGAAAAAAGGAGGAAAAACACUGCCAAACUUGAGACAACAAAUUGCACGCGAUAUUCUAGAAGCAGUGGCAACAGGUAGCCAACUCCCACCAAAGUUAGAAGCUAGUUUGCCUCGUAAAAAAGCGCUCGAGAAGCUCAAGCGUAAUCAGAAACUUCGAUCGAAAGUAACUCUGAUUAAAGCGAAGCAAAAAGUUGUGCCCAUUAAAACUGCGAGAAGAAUUAACAACACCGAGACGAAGAAAACAGUGAAACCAAGAAAGGUGAAACAAUCAUCGACAAGUGCUGAAGCUAAAGUUAAUGAAACUGGAGUGAAAGGUGGUACAGAAAAUUUAAAUGUAAAAACAACUGACAACGAGGGAAAAGGAACUGAGACGGCGAAUGUUAAAAGUGCCAAGAUUAUUACUAAAACUGUAAAGAAGAGUAAAUCAACUAAAAUUCCAGGUGACAGCGAGACUGGUGAAUCGCAAGAUAAAGAAACAAGUAAAGUGAAUCAAAAAAUCAGUAAGCGACAGUCAGACUCACCGAAAAAUAGUGGCAAAGCAGUGAGAAAAAUUGGCAAGAAAUGUUUUGCCAAUAAAGAAUUUGGUGAUUCAUCACUUUUGAAAAAUACCGAUAAAAAAACCUUUUCUGAGGACAAAAGUUCUAUUGAUUUAACUAUUGAUGAGGUAAUUGCUUCAAUGUUGAGUGAUCCUGAAUUUGAAGAAUCCGAAGAAAAAGAAGAAAUCAAAGCAACAACCACUAAAAAUAAGAAUAUGCUAGUGGGUGAAAGAUCAUCAUCAUCAUUUUGUGACAUUGAAAUUAAAAAGGAAAUAGACUGUGAAGAUGAUACGGAAGGAAGGAGCGAAGAAUCGUCAGGAAUCGAACAAAUUAUUCAAAUGCAAAAUCCAAUUCAGACGAGGAGAAAAAUUACAACACCAAGUCAAAGAAGUUUACGAAAUGGAAAGCUUCGACAAUUAUCAGACUCUGGAAUAUCGAUGGACAUUGAGAUGAAGCUGAGGGGAAGACUCAAUUCUACUAAUGAUCAUUCUUUGGAACAAGAUAAUACUUCCGAUGGGAUGAUCGACACUGAAUCCUGUUUUUCCGAAUCGAGUGUUAAUGAAUCUCGAAUUAAUGUUCUUUCGAGUAAAGACAAUAAUUUAUCCGUGACUAAAGAAGAGAAAAUUAGUCAUCUUGAUGAAGUUAUUCAAUUUGUUUCAGAAAUUGAAAAUAAUAAUAAUGGCGAUCAGGUGGAGAGUAUUGUUGAAGUUGGUCCAACGUUGAGAUCAAAAGUGAAAACUCGAAAUAGUGACGAAAUGCAAAUUGACGAUGUGAAAAAUGAAGAUUCAAAGGCAGAUGUAAAAAUGAUGGAAUCUGUUGUUGAAGAUUCAAAGAAAUCCUUGAAUCUUGAUAUUUUAAAGAAAGAAAGAAUUUUUACGAAAAUUGCCGAUACACCGAGAAGUCGAAGAAACAGUUUAAAUACCGAUGUAAAGAAAAUAAAUCCAUUCGCCUUUAGCUCUGAGAAAAAUGAUGGUUCAUCAAAAUCGCAAAUUGAUCAAAUGAUCGAGAGUAUUAAAUUAACAAUUGCUAAAUCAAUUGAGAGUAAAAUUUACGGUCAAGAAAAGGGAAAAGCUUUCGAAGGUUUAAGCAAAAGUUUCGAUGUGCCAAAAAUUGAAGAAGUUGUCGCUCCAUUGAACACGGAAGUUCAAAAAAUUGGAUUAGAAGAACGAAACGAAGAGGAAAUGCCCAAUAUAUCCGAGCAGAAGAUAAAAUCAGACAAUUCGGAAAAUUCAGUGCCGAAAGUAGCCGAUACAGCCAAAGAAAUUGAGAAACUAGUCAUGGGUGAAAAUCAAUUGAUCGAUUCUCAAUCGCAAAAGAAGAAUAUCGACAUGAAUACUAUCCAAGAUUUAGUUCAUCAAACGACGAGUAAAGCAUCGCAAGAAAAUUUAACAAUUACGCAAUCCAACAAUGAUGGGGCAAUUUCGAAAAAUUCACGUGAAAUAAUUGAAAUAGAGGAAAAUCUUAAUUCUGACAAUUUAAAGAAACCGGGGAGAAGUAAAGCUACUGAAGAAUUAUCUUCUGAGAAAAUAGACUGUAUAGUUGAGGGAAUGUUAAAAAAUGAAUCUUUACAAAUUGAGGAUAAUUUAAUGGACACUUCAAGUUUGACAGCCGAUUCGGAAACAAGUAUUGUUUUAAAUAUUUCUUCAUUAACCGAUGAAGAGGAAAAUUUAGAAAGCAUUUCUAUAAAAGUUGAAUCUGACAAUGUUGUCAGUAUGACAAAAGUUCCUUCAACAGAAAUUCAAAUUUCUGAACAGAAAAAUGAAGCGAAUUCCAAGGCCGUUUCUUGUCCUAAAACUCAGAGCGAUUCUAUUUCAUUAAACAAUGAGCAAGAACCAAGUGAAAAAGAACAUGUACAUAAUAAAAAUAAUCAUUUAUUGACUGAUGGCUGUGAUAAUGUUACUGCAACUAGUGCACAAACAAAAUUGACACACUCAUCUUCUGAGACUGAGAAAUUAGUGGCACCGAACAACGAUAGUUCCUUGAAUGUUAGUAAUAAAGAAUCAUCAUCAUUAUCAUCAUCUGAGAGUCUACAAAAAGAAGAUCCAAACAAUUCAAAAGAGGAGGAUCUAAAGAUCGUCGAGGACAAAAAAAGGGUUUUACGAGGACGAGAAAAGCAAAAGAAAGUAGAUUCCAAAUUUUCAAAUCAAUCCAACGAUAAUGUGGAUACAAAAAUAAAAGAUGAAGAAAAAAGUGAGAUGGAAACAACUCAAAGUAAUGGAAAUAUAUUAUCGGAAGUUCAAACUACUCAAUCUUUGAAUAAAGCUCAAAAUAUCACUAAAGACGAAGUAAUUUGUUCAGAAGUUCCAGUUCGAACAAGACGUACACGAGAGAGUAAAAAAACAGUUACAAAUAAUACAAAUCUCAAGCCCAAACGAAAUAAUAAAAAAGAAGUGAAAAAAUUCGAUCAACAAAAUAAAGAAGAAACAUUACUUGACAAUGAGGUUGCUAAAAUUAAUGAAAAUAAACUUCAAAAUAAAUAUCGAAAAUCAAUGGAAGAAUCUAAAACACCACGUGGAUGUUCAGUACCUUCGACAAAUAAAAAUCAAACAAUUAAAAUUCAAGACAAUACAUCAAAUAAUCGAAGUAAAUCGGAAAAUGAUUUAGAAAAUAUGCAAAAUUCACAGAGAAGUAGUACAACAAGUAAUGGAGAAAGUUUUAUACCAAAGGAUUCCAAUAAUGAAAAUUCUACAUUGGACGAUGAGAAAAGUACGAAAACACUUGACAAUAUGCAAAAAGAUUCUGAUGAGGCAUCAACAUCGGGCGAAUCAUCGAGUAGUAUAAUACAAGAAACUCCAGAAGAAAAAGCGAGAAAAGAAACUGUUUUUCGUUUAUUGGGACUUGAAUCGUGGGAAAAAGCUGCUGAACGUUUAAAUCAUCAGAAAGCUAAGAGGGAGCAAAUAUCAGGAAGUUUGAAAAUGAGAAUUCCAAAAGGACGUGAUAAGGAUAAAAUGAGAUCUCGAUCACCGUUGAAGAUGGUCUUGAAGCAGGGACGCGCUGACGGUGAAGGGGAUUCACCCGAGUUUUACACCAUUCAAAAGGAGUGUGGAACCAGUGUGGGAGAAAGCAGUUCUGGUGCGAACCGAAAGUUGACUACUAACCACAGACACUCUUGCGAUGAAGACAAUGAUGAAUCACAAUCAAAGGAUCGUCAAUCUUUGGUAAUACCAGAGAAAUCCUCAUCAUUUUCUAUUCAUCCUGGUCGCUGUUGUGGCGAUGUUUGUUGCUAUUGCUUUGGGAAAUUUGGCUCGUUAGAUACACCAAUGCAUUUGGCGCAAAUGAAAUCAGAUGAAAGACGGCAAAAGAUAUUGAAUCUUGAAAGACAUCUGACGAAAGAUUCUUGUCUGUGCGAUGCUUGUUAUCGUCAUAUUGACAGAAAGGCGAAUCAGAGUCCAACAAAUAUACAAACGAAACCACAAAAACAACAUAGACAAUAUUUGGUACCAAAAUGCUGUGCACGUGGCUGUGUAGAACCCGCGAGGCAUCAUGUCAGACGUCGUUGGCUUCAAAAAGUUAAAGUUGGUCUUCGAAGUGAGGUGGACAUUAAUUGGGAAUCGAAUCAACUCACUUCAAUGUCAUUUUGCGUAAAUCAUUAUCCCAAAGUCGCAAAGUUCCUAAAUUGUGGCCUGUGUAAGCGACGCCUUCAAAAAAAUCAAUCUUUCCCUCUCAAUUCUCAGGAAACGAUUGAAUUGAAUCGACGAUUUAUACCUCAAGGAAUGGAUAUUCCCACAACUGCCGGUACUUUUGUUUGCAAACUCUGCCGAUGCUUUACUUCCCUUCAGCUUAAAUACAAAGAUAUCGACAAUAUGCAUAAAACCAAUAGAGAAUUCUGCAAAAAAUACAAAGCAAAAAUUUUAAGUAGUCGUCUCUCAGGAGGAAUGGAUAACGAGAUGGAUGAUAUGCCAACUAAUCAAGAAUCAAAAGACAAAGACAAGGAGAAACAAAAGAAAGUCAAGAGUCCAACACAAACGAAAAACAGUGCAUUGAAUUCAAAAUCAUCGAAUAAUGCCAGUAAUUUGACAAAUCCUAGUUUGGAAAAAUUAGUUGCCAAAACAAAUAAACAAGAUGAGGAGGAAGAAAGUCCAUCGCCAAUAACUGUGAUUGAAAGAAGUGAACAAUCAGCUAAAAGUGACAUUAAAAAUGCGAGUACAAGUAAUUCCAAUGAGUCGACAUCAUCAAUACGAAAUGAUGUACAAUUUGUUGCGAUUGAAAAGACUAUUGAGAAAUUGAAGAAACGUAAAGCAUUGGAGGCACUUAGUUUUACAAGUACAAAUACUAGUGAGUCUAGUGAGGGUGCAAAUGUUGUUGAAAUUCUCGCUAUGGAUAAGGAAGUUACAUUAACGAGACUGCCAAAGAAGAUGAGAACGAGCAAUGAUAUUACACCAGUUGUACAAAGACUUGGCGCAAAUCCAUCAAUAAGUGUACGAACACUUUUCCCAGGCGAAGAGGAAAUGAAUCUUCAUGCCAACAUUGAAUUUGGAAAUGUUAGGGAAGUUACGCCUCAAGGUUGGGAAAAGUGUGCAACUAUGAUACAAUAUGAUCGUGAUACAAAAUUACUUUGGCAGGAAUUACAAAGGCCUUAUGGUAAUCAAAGUUCCUUCCUGAGACAUUUGAUUCUGUUGGAGAAAUACUAUAGAUCUGGAGAUUUAGUUCUCGCUCCAAAUGCUUCGCGAAAUGCAAUUAACUAUUCGACUUCGGUGCACAAUCGUUUGAUCUCGUAUGAGGGCCCGGAGAAAGUGGAUGAACCGAUUAUGGAACCGGUGACAAUUGACUAUACGAAUGCAAGGAGAUUAAGUGGAGGAUUCGUAGUUGAAAGGGAUCGUGUACCACCUACGAAUACAACAACGUCUUUCCUCACUACCAGUACACCAAAUCUUCCCAGCACUUCGCAAACUUUCAAGACGAAUUCACCACGAACAAUGAAAAUAAAUCCUGGGGUGUCAAUAAUGAAAAAACCACCGACUCUUCAACGACUGAGUUUUCCGUCAACCAGCGGAAGUGGAAGUUCUAUCACUCCAACGAAACGAAAAGAUCCUCAGAAAUCACCAAUGCAAUAUCGUCGAGGUAAGGUUUUUGAAAUGAGUGAAACUGAAUAUAAACGAUUAUUAAAUUAUAAACAACAAAAGCAACAAACAUUGUCCGAAAAGAAUUCGCGUCAAUUGAAUAAUGGUCCAGUAGGUGGUGGUAAUACUGCAAAUAGUCCACUACCGGGUCUAAAGCCAGUGUCACAAAAUCAAAAAGCCCAUUUUGUCCCACAAACACAAUUUCAAAAGCAUUUAAGAAUGCAACAAGAAAUGUUAAAUCGACAGAGUCGUAGUGAUUUUGAACCACUUGUUUGUGACAUGAGACAACUCUCAAAUGAAAAUACACCGACGCAAAAUUUCCUCGGCAAUUUAAAUCUACCAAAAUCAAUUCAAGUAACAACAAAACCAUCAAUUCCGAUUCCAAUAUUGCCGAAAAUUCCAAAGUCCUUAACCGUGAUACCACAAACAGUCCCGAGAUCUGCCGAAAAGUGAGAAUUUUAUCGAGAAAGAGAGAGAGAAAAAAAAAUACAUUUUUUUUUCUUUUUUUUCCAAAUAAAAAAUGAUAAAUAAUAAAAUAAAGUCGGACGUAAUUUUUCGGCUAAGCCUUUUUCUGUCACUGCGUGCUACAAGCUGCCUCUUGUAUAAUAAGUAAUCUACUUCUGCCGUUUGCUCCAAAACUCAAAAAAAAGAAAAAAAAAAAAAACUUAAAAUUUCUCAUGAUUUAACAACUAUAAUGCAUACUAUAUAGUUAUAUAGAUGAGCAUAUAGUAAUCAUGAGGGAUAAUAAAAACAGGAGUGGAACUAUUAUACCGAUAUAAGUUUGUAACCAAAGCUCUGACGUGAAUGACAAACAUAUAAUUUAUCUAUUUUCGAAGAAAAGUGCCUAAAAGAAAAAUAAGUGACACGUGAGUAGUCGUUAAUUUCUAUAAUAUUCUUAUUCGCUUAAUUAAUCGAUAAUAGGCUUGUAUACAUAAAUUUAUAUAUAUAUAAAUAGAAAUAAUAGAAGAAAACACGACUCGUCGAAAUAGUUUAGUUUAAAAUUCAUAUCAUAUGAAAAAAAAAAUAUAUAUUACUAUUAUUAUUAUAUAUAUAGCAGUUUCUUUUUUUUAUUUUUUAAUUUUUUUUUUUGACGAUUUUCAAAAAUAACCGUUAAAGACGAAAUUGUUCAUUGGUGAACAUUGAGAAAGCAUUCUUUUCAAGAAGAUUUAAUUUUCUUAUUUUGCAUCUUUGAAUGCAGCGAACAAAACAAAGAGACUGCAGUCUUUUAGAGACUAUCGGCAGUAAACAGUUCUCUGCUGAAAGUAUAUAUAUAUAUAUAUAUAAAUAUACACUUAUAUAUAUAUUGCUCGAUAACACGAGUAUAAUAUUAUCAUAAUUAUUAUUUUUUAUUAUUAAAUAAUUAAUAUUAUUAUUAUUAUUAUUAAUAUUACUACUACACUAUUAUUAUCAUCAUAAUGAUUAAUAUUACUAUAUAAUUAUUAUUCGUAAUAAUAAUAACAAUAAUAAUUAUCAUUUGUAAUUAUACUUAAUAUUAUCAUUUGUAAUUAUUUGCCCGAAAAAAAUUAGGUACAUCGUUUAUUGUACUAUGCGUUAGGUAUCGCGUUGAGCUUAUUUAUUAUACGUUAUUAAAUAUUGCAAUGUACAUAAAUAAUGAAUUAUCGAUUAAUAGUAUAUAAUUUCAAAAAAAAAAAAAAAAAAAAAAAAAAAAAAAAAAUAGGCAAUAAUAUUAUUGUCGAUUGGUAAUUUUUUUGGUCUGAAGAAAGAAUUCCUUAAAAAAUAAAAAAAAAAAAAAACUCGAUGCGAUCGUCGAUUAUAAUGGGAGCCACUGAACUAUUUAAAUUUUUCGCUAUUUUUUGGAAUAAUUAUUUAAAAAUGAAAACUUUUUUUCUUAUUUUCUAAAAAAACAAAAUGUGAAAUAAACUGUUUUAGGAGUUAUAGUAAAUUGAAAAAGUGGCACUAUUUUUGUAUGUUAAAUAAGGAUGUAAAAAAAAAAUCGAAGCAUCUUGAAUUUUUUUUUUUUGGUUAUAGGCUAUAGACGGCUGUUUUGCGGGUGAUAGAUUUUUUUUUUUUUUUUUGUAAAUAGCUUAUUAUAAUGUUUAAAUAUAAUAAUUUCGUUGGGCCCGAGUGCGCGAAAAAUAAGAAAAAUAUAUAAAAAAAAUAAAAUAAUGAUUCUACUGUUGAGGAAUAUUAUAUAGGAAUAGGAAUCAUUUCAAAGUGAUAGAUAUUUGUUUUUCUCAAUCAAUAUUAUUAUGCUCAUUGAGCUCGAUAGUCCGAUAGUCGAUAAAUGUUUUUCAUUUAAAUUUCGUUGCUGUUUUACUAUUUUCUAAUAAUUACAGAAAAAUUUUAUCAAAAAAAAAAAAAAAAAAUAAGAAAUUUGUCAUAAAAUACAAAUUUUUUUAAAAUUAUAACUUUUUUACUUGCUUUUGAAUAUAUAAUCUAUUUUCUCAAAAAAAAAAUAUAUAUAUAUAUUUCUUCUAUAUUUAUACAUUUUUUGUCAAUAUUGAAGUAAACGUUUUUUCGAUUGAUUGCAAGAAAAAAAAACGUUUUGAUUGGUAUUUGAUUUGGACCAUGACAUUUUUGUUUUGUCCAUUUUUAUUUUUCAUUUUUUUUUUUUUUUUUUAAUUGUUCUUUUUUUCCCCCUAGGAAUACUGUUAAUCAAAUAAAUUUGCUACUUUUCGUGAUUGCUAAUAUACCUAGUAUAGGUAGAAAUUUCAUUCUUGUAAAUAACGGUAAAUUUUAUAAUGAAUUUGCGAACAUUAUCUUGAUUAAGACUUUGCACUUAAGAACGUUACGGAGUUUAUAAAGAAAGAAAGAAAGAAAGAAAGAGAGAGAGAGAAAAAAAAAGAAGAAAAAGAUGAAGAAAAUAUAAUAAAGGGCACUCAUGAUAAAUUUUGCUGAUACCUAAAAGGGAAAUGUUCACAUGACUCAUACGUUGAACUAUAAUAGUAUAUUAUACAUAUAUAUAUAAAUAUUUAAAAAUAGCGAAUGAAUUAUCAUGCAUAAGGUACUCGUUGAUACCUUAAUAUAAAUGCUCUAUUUUAUUAAGGAUAUUUUUUAUAUAUCUAUAUAUAUAUAUAUUAAAAAAAAAAAAAUGUAUAUUGAAUUAAAGUGAAAUUAUGCAGUCGCUUGAUAAUCAGAAAAAAAAAUUGUUGAAAAAAGAGUAUUAAUUUGUGACUAAAAGCUUUGAAGAUUUCAAAUGAUUUAGAAUAACGAUUCGUUACUCGAUUCACGAAUAUUGAUGAUAUAAAUUGAUAAUAUCACUUUUUUUGGCAUUUUUUUUUUUAUGUAAUACACAAAAUUAUUUUUCAAAUUUGCUUUACAAUUUUGAAAUUGCUGGUUUUUUUUAUAGUAACAGCUUCAUUAUCUUCUUAUUCAUUUAGACUUUAAAUAGAAAUUUUUUUUAUAUAUCAAAAAUAAAUUUUCAAUAAAGUUUUGAGAAUUUUGAAAUAAUAUCCUAGUGGAAAUAUAUAUAAUAAUUGUUGAUAGUGAAUCAUCAAAGAAUGAAGUUGAUAUUAUCAAUUUAUAUUAUAUUAUAUCUUUAGUUGUAAUGACGAUGAUGACAUUGUUCGUCACUGUACUCGCAUUUUUUAUUUUAUUUUUUUUUUUUUGUAUAAUGCAUCGUCAUGACGCGUGGAUUGUAGAGGACGCGUAAGUAGUUACAGCGUGGCAGUAGUUUUGACCUGGGUAUAAUAUCUGUCUGAUCAGUCUGUGUUUGACGGUCUCUUACUACUGCGAAGCGAGGCUCAUUGUAACAAAGCGUUAAUCGAAGCGAGACGCCGACGCCCGACCUUCUCAAGCUACUAAAAGUAUAUACCUGUUUUUACCUGAAUGCUUUCUAGAAUCCAGAUUAAUGCGCCUUGCCGCUCCUUGGAAUCCUGGCGAAAUAAUCUAACUUAACAAGGGGUAGCGCGCAAACAUUUUAAAUAUUAUACGUUUAAAAUCGUUAAAUCAGCUCAAAAAAUUUGAGUUUUUUUUUUCCUUUUUGAUUUCAAUUAAUUAAUUUUUUUUUUUUUUUUUUCAUGAAAAUAGUUCUUUUUUUUCAAUUUUUAAAUUCUGAUUAUAAUAUAAUUAUUAAUAGGUUUAGUCUAGAAAAAAUUGUCUAGUUCGAUUAUUUUUAAUUUUAAGACAAAAAUUUUUUUCAGUUGUCAAGAAAAAAAAAAGUCAAAAAUGAUUAAAAAUCUUUAUCCAUUUUUUAAUAGAACAAAAUUAUAAAUUAAAUUUGAAUUUAACUUUCAUAAGUUAAAUUUUAUAAAAAUAAUCCAAAUCUAAAUGAUUUUUUCUAUAAUAAACCAUAACUUUUAUAAUUGGAUUAAAAAUAGAACGACGUACGAGAUUUUGUUUAAGAAAAAAAAAAAAUAUUUUUGAAUUUUUAAAUUUAGUUAUUGAAUUUUGGAAUAUUUAAAUUAGUUAAAUUUAAAUUAAAGUAUAUUUACGAGAAAUAUUUUUUGAUUUAAAUAUUUGAAAAAGUUACCUUUAGAAAAUAUGUACAUUAAAUUUGAAUUUAUGUGAUAAAAUUUUUGAAUUGGAAGGAAUAUAUUUACUCGAUAAAUGAUAAAUGGUCAAAUGAGAAUGAUUUUCGUUAAAGCCAAUAAUUUUAAAUAUAAAAAGAAAAACAAAAAAAAAAAAAAAAACAUUUAUUUUUUAAAUGGAAUGAAGAAAUUUGUAAAUAUAAAAAUUUAAAUAAUUAGCAUUUCGACUUAGUAUAUACCUGAAUUAUUUUUAAAUACAAUUAUCAAAAAAAGAAUGGGAAAAAAAUUUAAAAAAUAUUUGCAAAUUUUUAAAAAUAGGAAACUUGACAUAUACUAUUACAUCUUUUAAUUUUUAAAAUGUUGAUUCAUAAAUUAUCUUAUUUUAUUCUAUGUAGAUUUUCAUGUUAAAAUUAAUGAAGACAUAAUUUAAAAAAAAUUAAGUUUUUCAAAUUUUUUGAACUGACGAAAUAUUUUUUCCCCUAUUUUUUCUUUUUUAUUUUUGAAGAUAUUAAAAUGUUUUCAAUUAAGUUCAAAUGUAUAAAAAUUUAUUGGAAAAUCAUUGAGAUUUUCAUUAUUAAAAAAGAAAUGAUUAUCUUGUUUUUUAUUGUUAAUUAACUUUAAAUUAUCAUCAAUUUGUUUUAUUGGUGAAAUUGUAUUUUUUUAUAUCGAUUAUUUGAGGGAAAAAUAAUCCUGAGAAGGACUUUUGUCGACGUUUAGCUACGAUGUAAAAUUUUCAAAUUGAAUACUGUAAAAAAAAAAGAAAAGAAGCGUUAAUAAAUUUGAGAAAUUUGUGCUCAAUUAAGCAAUAAGGACAGAAUAUGAAUUAAAAAAAAAAAUAUUGUUGUCGUCAGAUUUGUUAAAUCUACGCGAUGAUAGUUAUUCUCGAAAGCAGUUGCGAUGGCUAUUUUUGAUUUGGUGUCGGUGAUUUCAGUGUAAAAAUAACAUUAUAUCGCGUGUUAAAUUGUCGUUAAGCGUUUGAAAAAUUUGGCCAGUAAAAACGUUUCAACCCUAUUUUAUUUUGUAUAUGAUAAAAUUCAUAUCUGAAAUGCUUUAAUUUUUCCCACGGAAACAAAGAAUAAAAAAAGUUGAACGUAAAAUAACUUUUUUUUCGGUUUUUCGUUAUUAAACUAAAGUAGUUUACUUUUAUUUUUAAGAUAAUUUUAUCAAUGUAGAAAAUCAAAUUGAAUAUAUGGUAUACUUUUGAAUUUUUUAAUUCUAAAGAGCCAUGAAAAUCGAUUAAUUUUUUUUUUUUUAUUGACAACUUGUUAUUUUGGUCUCUUCUUUUUUUUUUUGUAAAAUAGUUUUUUUUUCCUUUUUUUGAGAAAUACUUUAUUUGUGACUAUAAAUGACAGUUUUUUUUCAUACUUGUCCCCCGUAUGAAAUAUAUAAAUAUGUGUAUAUUUUUUAAUAAUAAUUUUGUAAAUAUAUUAUUUGUAAAAAGUAAAUUCAUCUCAUCAUUAUAUGUUGAUGAUUGAAAAUUGUAGCUCUUGUUUUUUCAAUCGAGAGUAACUUUCAGCGUGUUCAGAUGACCGUGUUUUAUUCGAUUGAAAUUAAGGGCUGUGUAUUGAUUUUUAUUAAUCAAUAAUAAUCAAAUCAUCUAAUUUUAUAAUUUAUUUUUAAUGAAAGAUUAAUGAAAAUAUCGUUUCCGAUUAAAAAAUUUUAGAUAUCAUCAGAUCUUUUUUUCAAAUUAGGUUUCUUGAUAUGAUAAUUAUGAUUAUUUAAUAUUCAAGAUUUAAAUAAUCAUAUUAUUAUUAUUAUAAUUAUUAUUUUUUGAAAUUAUUUAAUCAACAUUUAUGUAUUUAAGAUAAUUUUAUUAUUAUAUAUAAAUUAUUCAACGAAAAUUAUCAUUUUAAUUAGAAAUGAAUGAAAAUGAAAUUAAAAUGAAAAAAAAACGAAUUAAAAAUGAAAAAACUAAAAACAAUUCUUUUAUCAUAAGAAAUGAAUUUUUUUUUAUCUUAUGUAAAAAAAAGAUCUGGUGAAUUUAAGUUGAUUAUCUUCAGAGAUCUAAUCGUGUUCAAAUUUCGACUGGGAAAGAAGAAGAAAGAGAUUAUAAAAAAAAAACGAUGUGCAGGAAAAAUAAGCGGGAACUGAGUUUAAGUUUAAAGAAUUCUAUUUUCUGAUAACAAAAGAUAUAAUACGUGUUCAGACGAGGCGAUAAGCUUAUUAAAUAUUAACAUUUAAAAGUCUUUUUUCCAAAGUUUAAUUUCUUUAGUAAAAAUGAGAAAAGAAAUAUUUCUGAAUUAAUUUCCCAAUUUUCUAUUUUAGCGUCAAUUAUAAUAACAAUUAUCUAGUUCAAUAUAAUAGGGGACCAUUUACAAAUUUAUUUAAAGUCAAUAAAUUUUGGAAUCAAGACUUGAGAAAAAUGUGAGGAAAAAUAAUUCAGAAAUAAAGAAUGUUCAAUUAAAUGUAUAAUCGAAGUAAUUAAGAAAUUAGAAUUUACUAAAAAAAAAAAUUAAAUUCAACUAUAAAUGUUAACAAGUUAUUGGAUUUUGCAUUUAGAAUAUAUAAAAAUGUAUCUCUUAUAUAUUUUUUUACAAAAUGAAAAAUCACGUAUCAAACAACGUAAAAUAUUUAUCGAUUGUAUAUAUAAGCCUUUGGUUAUUUUUUCUGGCCUCUGGCAUAUAUUAUAAUAUUCGUCGAAUGAAUUUGAUUGAGAAAAUUUUAUUUUCAUAGAAAUUUGGAUAGAACUAUUUCGAUUAUUUAUAAAUAUAUACAUAUAUAAUUUUAUAUUAAACUCAAGAACUCUUUUUAUUUUCUUCAGCAACAAUUUUUGUAAACCAUAAACUUUUAAUAUAUUUGGUAUCAAUUCUAGAUGAAAUGUUGAGUUAACUCGAAAAGGAUUGAUAUAUACAAGCGAAAAGAAAAGAGACACAAUCGUCGAUAUUUUUACGAAUAAUAAAUGUGACGGUUUUUCGAUAAAAAGCUUGUGUCGUAUACGAAAUGGAGAAGAAAAAAAGAAUGACAAUUUUGAACAUUUUUUUUUGUUUUACCAGAUAUGAGAUCCAUUUUGUAAAGGGAUUUAAUAAUUCUUAAUUGAAUGUUACGAGAAUUAAGGAAAAAUAAAUUAAAUAAAUAUUUCUUUUCUCAUUUACGAAAUGGAACUCAAAUUAUUGUGCUCAGUUCUUUUUUUCGUCUCAGAGUAUCCUUUUUAUAUCAAUAAGAAAAGAAAAAGAACUAUUUUUUUUUUUUUUUUUAUUGUCUAUUAUGCGAAUAGGUGCUCUCUGAACGAAUCUCGUAUUUCACAAUUAAAGAAUCGAUUAUUAAUACCAAUUGAAAAAAUUGCGGAUAAAUAAUAAAAAGAAAUAAAUACAUACAUUCGUUUAUAGAGCGUUGUCAAUAAUUAUUAUUUGCUCUCGAAGAAUCCUAUACGCGUUGUGUUAAUAAGUGCCUAUAAAAUUUUUGAUAAACUAAAAGAAAAAAAAUCGUUCAUCGAUAAUACGAUUUGCGAAUGUUUAUCAUGAUAAGAAAUGCAACCAUUUUGUGAAAUAAUGUUUUUUUUUGAGGGGGAUGGAGAAUAAGUAUUCUGAUGGAUUCUCUCAGAGCAUGGAAAAUGAUAUAUAUAUAUAUAUUUGUGUGUGUCAUGUGAUCAGGCACGUAUGUUUUUUUUUCUUUUUUUUUU